Ooceraea biroi (clonal raider ant) is the source of this 5960-nucleotide messenger RNA. RefSeq lists its product as uncharacterized. The record is from RefSeq and is a predicted model, not a curated record. Gene Ontology annotation, molecular function: protein binding. Lineage: Eukaryota; Metazoa; Arthropoda; Insecta; Hymenoptera; Formicidae.
GUGGAAUAAUAAGUCUACGUGUAAAUCUCGACUCUGCUCUUCUCUCUCUCUUUCUCUAUCUUCUUCCCGCCAACGUCGACCCACGUAUACCGGGUGUCGCGUGGGUGUGGACCGCAAUGUACACGCACGGUGGGGGAGCCGUGUGUUAAGGACACCCCACCGCCACGCCGGAACGGAAUGGAAAGGAAAAGAGCCCGUAGUGCUACAGCUGCCUGGCUGGCUGCUCGCCUGCCGUAGACGCGAUUAUGUUUCGUGUCUGGCGAACCCAUUCAGUGCUUCUCACGGCACGGGGGCACAUGGUGCAGCCGCGGCCGCAAACGCGUCUCCGCGAGUGGUACACGCGCGCGAGCGGAACGACGAGCAGCUCCGGAAGAUAAGGCCGAGGAAGGAUGCAGUGAGCGGACGGAGGCGGACAAGUGCGGAUCUAUCGGUCGCGUUUCAAAGUUUUUCUGAAAGUAUUUCAUAUUUGCGAACGGAAUUUAGACGCUAGAGAAAUAUAAAGAUCGUGAGGAAGAAAUAAAAAAGAUAUAGCUGAAGAAAGGAGUGCAAGAGAGGAACAAUAAAAAGGGAGUUAAAGAAGGAUGAAUAAUGAAAAGAAGAGUUUGUGAAAUAGGCUUUUGAAAUCAUUUUCGAACUUAGCGAGGAGGGGGACAGUGCGUUUAAAAAGAACUUCGGAGUGAAGGCAGGAAUGCCGAAAUGCUCGCGCGCUUUCUGACGGACGUCUGAUCACAUCCGGUCAUAACUCCGCUGCGCUGUGAGAAGUUCGGUUCCGUGCCAGUUAUGACGACGCGAGAUGCCGUGAACGUUCCCGUCGAUGCAGUUCCGCGAGUUCCGAAUGCCGAUUCACCGAUUCGCGCUCUCCUUUCCGGAAGCGGAUCUCCUUAACUAGCGCUAUCAUUGGCCGAAUGAACAAUAGACAGACAUCCAAUGCGCAGAUAAGAAAGAAGAGAAAGGACACGCGAUCUGACAGUAGGAGCGGAGUGAUCUACGAUCUCCGGAGACUGGAAGCUAGAAGAUCGACGACCCGAGAUUCUUGGAUCACGUCAGACGUCAUGAAGGUCUGACCGGGGGGGAGAGAGACGGAGAUAGGCUUCGGCCGCGAGCGUGCAGGAGUUUCCCGUUAUUGGAUCCUCGGCGAGGCGUGGAAAAAGAGGCGUCUCCGCUGUUGGACGUGGAAUUUUGCGGAUCUCACGGUUCCCCGUGGAUCUUUCACCGAGAAUCGCCCGAAAAAUAAACCAGGUGAAUGACAGUCAUGACGCAUUUUGCAUGAUUCAUCGUUAUAUCUGGUGUCAGAGGCGACCUUUCAAGGUAAAUCCACAAGCCAAAGAAGCCGAAGAAAAAUGGUGUACCGCGGCAGUCUGCAGACGGACGAUCCCAGGGAUGCGCCGAAAUUGGUGCGGAUUUCACCGCUGCGCAGCAGCAGGCCUGUGAAUCCUGUGCCACGAGUUAGCACAACCGUUAAAGGUCCAAUCUAUCACAAUUCGUAUGCCACGCCGAUCGACGUGAACCGGGCGCGGCUGAUCGAGGAAAGACGAUUGGGACGCGAGCGAGACAUCGAGUCGGUCGAGAAGGCGAUCAUGAGGAAUACCGGCAUAAAGAUCGGCGCGCCCAAGCUACGCAAUAUCAGCCAGAUCCGCGAGACUAUCUUCGUGGACCAGCCGUUGACGACGAUCGACAGGAUUGGCAGGGCAGAUCCGCGAAUGCGACCUCGCAGUGCAGCCAUUGGCCUGGAGAACGGCAAUGCCAGGAUACCGAGGAAUCACAGUUCCCUGCUGGCGGACCUGAAGGACCUCGAGAGGCUGAGGAAUACCCCGCCGACGCAGAGGAAUUACCGGGCUUCUUCGCAGAACACUGAAAGGCCGGAUUCGAAAUUAGCGAUCUCGAACAAGAAAAACGACGCGCCGACGUCGGCCAAGAUCCGCUCGGACAUCUUCAAGAUCCAGCAGAUGUUUCAGUCGGCCGAUUCUGCGCCCAGGACAGUGACCAGAAACGGCAACGACCGGAAGAUCAGGAGCGACUCGGAGAAAGAGGAGAAGAAACCUGGAACGGAGAUCAACCGGACACGUUUGUUAGCGCAGAAGCUCCUCGAGGCGUCCAGGAACAAUCGGGAGUUCCUGAGGGAUCGGUGCAACAACCCGAAGAACGCAUCCAACAAAGUGUUUAAUAAGGACGAGAAAGCGUCCAGUAAGAUUCUUCAGCAGAAUCACAGGAUUCCGGAGGAAACGUGGACCAAGGAGAAACAAGAGGAGCCGAGCUUGGAGGAACAUCCCCGUCCUCCCGCUCGCAGGAGGAGGGACUCGAGGCAUCAAGGGUGGAAGGGCGCGGACGAGCGUAUGUCCAGGUCGGAGGAUCGCGGGAUGAGCCGUCCUCCCGAUCGCGGGGAGGACUCGAACGGAGGCGCGAGCACGGACGAGAAUUCCAAGGCGAGUUCUAAUCUGGAAAGACCGGAUAUUCUGGACGGGCUGCUGAAGGAGUCUGACCGGCAGCUGGCGAACCUGAGGAGCGACCUCGGCGAGCGGGGACGCUCGCGCAGACACUGGCGAGGAUUCGUGCAAUCCAUGAGGCUGCACGACGUGGAGCUCCAUUCUGACGGCGAGGACCAGCGGAAGGACCUGAACCUGUGGAACAAGAGCAUUAGCCAGCGCUGGCGGAAGCUGCGACGAAGAUGCUCCGUGCAGGAGUCGUCGGAGCCGAAGGAGGCGCUGAUACAGGGUGGCGGGAAUCACGGUGUCAUACACGCGGUGAGAUCGACGCCGGCCAGCAGGGAAGCCUCGCCAGCCGCGAAGAGUCUUCAGGAUGGAAGCUCGCCGAAGAAACUGCUGCAGACUAGUUCCCUCAGGCUGCCAGGCACGACGAAGGGCAUCGCCGACAUCCAGCACGUGCUGCGCAGCAAGUUCAGCAAGAUAAACGCCGGCAUCAGGAAGCGGAAGGCCCUUAGCGUGACGGAAGUAUUCCCCCAGCCGAAGGACAAUGCCUCCAGCUUCUACGUACCGAGUCCACUCACUCCGUCGUCCAGUCAAACAUACGAGGACAAUCGUUACGACUCGAGCGAGCCCACGUCCCUGCCACCCUAUCCGUUCCACGACAACCUGGAGACCCUGACAGAGGGUAGCGUCCCGAACUCGCCGCAUUGUGCCACUCCGCUCGUUAGCGACGGCGACACCUUCAGCUACUCCCAGGAUGGCUACGAGCGCAAGGACCUGUACGAGAACGUGCCGUUUUCCAGGUCGUCGCCGUCGUCCCGCUGCCCGAGGACACGACCCGUUCUCCAGCGCAGCAACUCGGAGAACCGCGAUGCCAGCGUGCACGAUCAUUCCUACGAGAACAUGCGCUUCCAGCAUGCCGGUCAAAGGGACGACCCUACGGUCUCGGGAAGUCCCUACGCGGGCAGACACCUGGCCAGGAGCAACUCCGAAACAAGGGAGCACUCCUACGAGAACGUGCACUUCCAGAAGAACGCGAAGCCCAGGAACCAGUCGGAACCGUCGUUCGAGGAGAUACACAUACCCAGGGUGACGCCCAGGAAGAGGUCCACCGAUUUUAAGCUCGGUGGGCAGGUGAAUAAUUAUUCCGGCGAGACGACGCCGAUUGCUGGCAACAAGGAGGACGCGCCGGCUAGUCUAGGCAUGGACAGGAGUCCUGGGAAGAGAAACCCGAGGAGGCUCAACAGCAGAAGCGUCGCGAACAUACCUAGCUCUUCGGGGACGAACUUGAAGACUUGGCAAGGUACUCAAGAUGCGGACGAAGGUCUGAAUUCUGACUCGGAACUCGAGGACAUCGACGAGGCCGCCGAAGGCGAGGAGUCGCGAUUUUGUACCUUGCCAAGACCCGGUAAGGGCGGCGCAUCCUUCACGAUACUGACUGCCAGAUUCCUCAAGGGUCCUGGGCACAAGGGACUCGGUUUCAGUAUCGUUGGCGGCACCGACAGUCCUCGCGGCAAUAUGGGGAUCUACGUGAAAACUGUUUUUCCCAAUGGCCAAGCCGCAGAUCUAGGCACUGUCAAAGAAGGGGACGAAAUUUUGUCGAUAAAUUCGAAACCUCUUCACGGUAUGACCCACGCCGAGGCGAUCGCCGAAUUCAAGUCCGUGAAGGCCGGGGACGUCGUUCUGCACGUAGGACGUCGCGUAAACAGGAAGAAGAGAGAAUCUUUGACCCUGGCUCCGGUUAAUCCUCCCGUUCCAAGACAGCCCGUCAAGUGAACUCGCCCUGAAUUGUAACGACGGACAAUUUUCGACGAUGGUGAUGAUCUUCCUGUUUUCUAAACUUUUGCGUACUCGAUCUUGUACACUUUGCGAAUAUUCAUCGUGCAGAAGCAAUAUUGAUUAUUAUUAUUACUAUUAUUGUAAUAAUGCGCGAAGGAUCGAAGCUGUGACUCGAGUUUCUUCGCUUGUCGUGAUUCUCGGAUUCGUGAGACGAAAUUAAAUCCCUAUUUUAGAUUUUAAUUCUAUCUCUAGCUUUUGUUUCUAAAAUUAAGGGUUUUUGUUGUCUUCGAUGCAUUUAAGAUGCUUUGAAGAGGAUAAGCUUCGAUAAGAUGUUUUAUUUUAUGCGUUUGAAAUAUUUUAUUAAUUUUAUAGGAUACGAGAUCUGUUCCUUUGGCGGCGCUUUCGUCUUAGUGUCUUUCUUUUCUCAUUUCUGCUUGUAAAUCUCAAACGUAUAUCAUGCUAAACGCAAGGAACGAGCGCAGUACUAAAAGGAACAGAUUUAUAUCGUCUUACGACUCCAGGAUUGAAUCUGAAAAACGAAAUAACAAAGGUGCUCGCGCGUAUUUGCGUCCGCGGUAAAUUUUCAUGAAAAUAUUACAGAAAUCACUGAAUAUUCGUGAUAUAUAUAUCCGAAAACGGGAGUCCUGUUAGAACAACGUGAAGCGCUUACGAUCCCAUGUAAAACUUAUAGACCGCUCUUUAAUAUAAUAUACGUAAUAUGAGCGAGUCAGUGAUAAGCACGUCUCACUCUUCUGAGAUGUUCCCGAGAAACAUAAUCAAAUCGGUGAGAGGCGGAUCGGCCGUCGAAUCAAAACGCGUUUUAAUUGUACAAGCGUGGCCGACUGGUUUGGUACUCGCUAUAUGAAUUUUACAUUAAUGUUUAUCUAUGAACACUCAUAAUCGUCUAAUACUAUCGUGUCUAACGCUAUCUAAAAUUAGUAGUGGUAUUGGUGUAACGAAGAAUCUUGCAAGCUAGCUCAACCGUACUCUAUUUCACGUUUAUUGAUAGACACGAAGAUUCUCAUAAGAGAUAGAGACGAGUAUGUAGAGGCCUAAAAGAGAAAAACUCAGCCAUUUACGAAACACGCUACUUACGAACAAUGCGCAACGAAGUCCUCCAGUUAGUGAUCGACAGAUCAAUUUAUUUUUGUAAAGCGAACAUGUACGCUCCGCGAUUUUUAUACAAUUAACGAGCGAAGAGACGUGCUCGUUAUAACGUGCACGCCGCAUCAACGAAGCGAACGGAAUCGAACGAAAUAGUCAGUUGGGGGAGGAUUAAUUAUCUCUAACGGCCUGAAGCACGUAUGUCUGAAGCCUGAAUCGCAACGGCCUACUUUCUUCGAAAAAAAUGCACAAAAAUCCGAAAGUGCGAAGACACGAUUAAAGUCAGAUGAAAUCUCGUAAAUUUUUAUUUAUUAUACUUUUGUUAUAUUUUGUACAGAAUUUCAUUAAAUGCAUUCAUUAAAUCUCCUGCUGAAUUAUUUAUUGAUUUAAUGAAUUAACAGAUGGCUAUAAUCGAAAUUAACAUUUUUAUCUACUUGUAAUAUUAAUUUUCACUGUUGGACGAUUUUUCGAUCUUAAUCGCUUUGUGCCCCGUUUUCAGGCAUACGUUACAUCGCAGCGCUAAGAAACGAAUUAUUUUUUAACCGUAGACUAACGAAGAUCGCCCAAAGAUGAAACCCAAAAAAUAUUUUUACUACGAAGGCGAGAGACACACGUAUAGAGAGAGAGAGAGAGAGAGAGAAAGAAAGAGAGAGA